AUGGAAUAUUCAAAUAAUUUAUUUUUUUUUGUUAAAAUUUUCUCAUUUUCCCUAUUAAUAUGGAUAUGCCAGGACAUAUAUGAGACAAAUAACUCUACAAAAUCAUGGAAUAAGAAAAUCAAUCCAAAUAAUAUAUUAGAUACAAGGGUAAGUAGAUUAUUAACUCCACAAACGGAUGUAGAUUUAAUUCAGCUUAGCAAUCAUUUAAAACAAAUGCUUCCACGCAAUCUUCUAAAACCUGUUAGUACAUCUACGUAUGUGAAUACCAUUAUAAAUUCCUUUGAUUCAUCAAUAUCUAAAAUUUAUCUUAAAAAUAUAUAUAAUGAAUUAAGGAGAAAAGCAUCUCGAAAGAAAGGAUACGAACAAAGAAAAAAAGAAGUAAGAGCAUUUAUAAAACAAAUUUUAACAAAUUUACAAUUAAAAUAUGAAAAACUACUAAGUAGAACGAAACCAUUUUGUUAUAAAAAGUACAGUAUAUUUUUACACAUUAUAACCCACCCCAAAAUCAUGCAUAUUCUUGAGCUUACUAUUCCAAAAUUAGCAAAAACAAAGAUAUCGUUUAGAUAUAACCCAUUGCGAGAUACUAGAUAUGAUGAAGCAAUAUUAUAUGAACUUUUAUCACAAGCAUAUGCUAUUAUACAGGCACGUUAUCAUGAUUGGAUUAGAGUUGAAAAGGAUGAGUAG
Molecule: messenger RNA, 684 nt
Organism: Plasmodium malariae
Lineage: Eukaryota; Apicomplexa; Aconoidasida; Haemosporida; Plasmodiidae
Product: Plasmodium exported protein, unknown function
Exons: 2
Coding region: 1-684 (227 amino acids)
Source: RefSeq, a predicted model, not a curated record